Messenger RNA from Cantharellus anzutake, 1221 nucleotides. RefSeq names its product WD40-repeat-containing domain protein. Gene Ontology annotation, molecular function: protein binding. Lineage: Eukaryota; Fungi; Basidiomycota; Agaricomycetes; Cantharellales; Hydnaceae. The transcript has 6 exons. Bases 1 to 1221 code for a protein of 406 amino acids. The record is from RefSeq and is a predicted model, not a curated record.
AUGACCGCUUCCUAUUCCGCUUUCCUCGCCGACAGUGGGACAGUUCACAAGCCCGAUGAAACGUCAAAGUAUAAGGGCUUAUUGGAGAAGAAAUGGACAAGUGUGAUACGGUUACAGAAACGGAUUAUGGACCUUGAAAAUCGAAAUGCGCAGCUUCAAGAAGAGCUCUCUCUUUCCCCUGCUCGGCGAUCCAAUUCGCAAGCAGACUGGGUCCCUCGCGCGCCCGCACGCUACACUCUGACGGGCCAUCGAGGGCAGGUCCUUCGAGUCACCUUUCACCCAUUGUACUCGGUCCUCGCAAGUGCUAGCGAAGAUGCGACCAUCAAGAUAUGGGAUUGGGAGACUGGCGAGUUCGAGCGGACCCUGAAGGGCCAUACCCGUCAGGUUCUUGACGUGCAUUAUGACAGUAAAGGGGCGCGACUCGUAUCGUGUUCGUCAGAUUUGACUUUAAGAAUAUGGGACGUUCUAAAUGAAUACUCCUCUCGAACGCUGCACGGUCAUGAUCACUCCAUAUCGUCCGCUCGCUUUGUUCCUGGGGACGAUUUCAUCGUAAGCUCCAGUCGGGACUUCACAAUCAAAGUAUGGGACGUAACAAAUGGCUGGUGUGUUAAAACUUUGACUGGUCACUCGCAAUGGGUGAGAUGCGUCACUCCAUCGGAGGAUGGGCGGUUGUUGGCCAGUUGCUCUGAUGAUCAGACGGCUCGUAUAUGGGAUAUGCAAACGGGGGAAACAAAGAUCGAGUUACGUGGCCACGAUAACUACUUAGAGGUUGUCACGUUCGCCCCCGUCGUGUCUUAUCCGAGCUUAUCGGAACUUUCGGGUGCUGCAUUGCCUUCCGACCGUGUCAAACUUCCUGGACAGUUUCUCGCAACCGGAUCAAGGGAUAAAUCGAUCAAGUAUGGGAUGCCUCAAGCGGGUCAUGAUAAUUGGGUCCGGGCACUCGUAUUCCACCCCUGCGGCACCAUGCUUCUCUCCGCAGCGGAUGACAAAACGAUCCGUGUUUGGGAUUUGAAGACUGGCCGAUGCAUAAAAACGGUCGAGGCACAUGGCCACUUUGUUACCGCUCUGGCUUGGGGCCGAACCAAAGCCGGAAUUGGCGCCUCUUCGGGACAAGUUACAGCAAAUGGAACCACCAGCGGAGAGAAGGUAGAGGAAGAUCGCCCCGUUAAUGUGUGCGCAUCUGGGAGUACAGAUCAGACGAUCAAGAUUUGGACGCCUUGA